Penaeus indicus is the source of this 3361-nucleotide messenger RNA. RefSeq names its product mediator of RNA polymerase II transcription subunit 21-like. Gene Ontology annotation, molecular function: transcription coregulator activity. NCBI's taxonomy places the organism in Eukaryota, Metazoa, Arthropoda, Malacostraca, Decapoda, Penaeidae. Bases 7 to 447 code for a protein of 146 amino acids. Gene Ontology annotation, cellular component: mediator complex. The record is from RefSeq and is a predicted model, not a curated record. The transcript has 4 exons. Gene Ontology annotation, biological process: regulation of transcription by RNA polymerase II.
ACAGUCAUGGCGGACCGUCUGUCGCAGCUUCAAGAUGCAGUUAACAUGCAAGCAGAGAACCUUUAUAAUAGCAUAGGCUGUUUGUUUAAUUCAGCACCACCAUGUAGCUUUGAUAAAAGUGGCAAGACUCCUUCACAAAAUGAAAAUCCUGAUGAUAUGACUGAACACAAGAGAGUCUUUGCCACUCUCAUUGCUCGAAAUGCUAAGGAUAUAGAUGUAUUGAUUGAAAGUCUUCCAUCUGAAGACUCUUCAGCUGAACUUCAGACAGCCAACAUGAGGGUGCUAGAGCAGGAAGGUGAAGAAGCUGCUCUGAAGCUCCAACGAGGCAUUGAUCGAGGAGACAAGUUACUUGAAGAGAUCAACAGAGCUCUCAAUGAAAUUGCCAACACACAGUUAGCUAUCAACCGCAUCACAGAUGCUUCACAGGGUGAUGCAAUUAAGAUAUGAAUCUUUUGCUAUUAGAUUUUGAGUAGAUGCCCAUUUUUACAAGUAAAAAAGCCUUCCAAAACUAGGCAGUCACAGCAUUCCUUUAAGGCACUGUCUUUAUUUCAGAAUGAAAAUGAGCUUUUUUACUAUAAGUUUGUUGAUGAAGUUUAUCAAAAAAACAAGUCAGCAUUGGCAGAGGAGCUUAAAAAAGCUCUUAGUAAAUUCCUAACACCCAUUUAAACAUCAGUUGCUUCACAUCUACUGCAUGGCUGAUGCAAAGAUAUGAGUCUUUUGGUGUUGGAUUUUGAGAAGAUACCCUUUGAUAAAUGCAAAGGAACCUUCUAAAAUUGACAUGUACAACUGCAGGUCUUAGCUGUCACUUUUACAUCAGAUUGAAAACAGAGUUUGCCAAAAAUAGAAUGAUAUUGAUAAGCUUGAUAAAACUUUUUGUUAAAGCACUAAUACUCAGCCAGCCAUGUAUUACAUCACAGACAUAUAGAGUGAUGCAGUUAAGAUAUCAUCUUUUGGUAUAAGAAUUUUAGAAGAUACCCAUUUUCAUAAGCAAAAUAGCUUUCUAGUAUUGGCAGGGACAACUUUCCCUACUGAGAAUUUCUUCUAAUUCAGAAUGAUUGUGCCAUGUAAAUUUGUUGUUGAGGUUUGUCACAAAAAUGGGUCAGUGAAUUCUUUAACUUGAUGCCACAAGUGCUGUUAUGUACAAAUAUGCCCUGCCCAUUGUGAGUCUUUAUACAUAGAUGGCUCCAUAAGUACUUUGUCACCAGUGAAUCAGUUACUAGUACUACAUACCUCCCGUUUAAUCUUUUCCUUGAUUUCUAGAAAUAUUUUCUUUCAUCUUAUAUUGCUACUAUGAUAUGGAAUUGUCUAUAAUGUAGAGACAUUUUACUAAAGUGAACACUACAUUUUCCCAGCGUCUUUGGGUUAAGAAAAUCAACAGAGGUCCCAGUUGACAAUGGCUAGUUUGCCAUCACUCCCAGCAGUGGAUACUUUGCAGAAAGGAAUCUUUUGACAUUAGAUUUUGAGAAAAUAACCAUUUUUCAAAAGUGAAAAAUCCUUCUAAUCUUGGCAAGAACCCCUUUUCCUUUUAGGACAUUGCCUCCAAUUCAGAAUUAAAUGAAGCUUUGCUAAGUAAGUUUCUCCAUGUUAGACCCUUUUUUUAAUACUUGAGGUUAGAUAGUGGUAUUUUCUAGCAUUUAUCAUUUUGUAAGAAUAUUCUAAGGAUACAUUGAAGGAUUGCUUACAUGUAGAAUUACUAGUGGCAGUAUACAUACAGCAGGAAUGUUUAUAUUUUUAUAUUUUUUUGUAAUAAAAAAAGUAUGUAUAUAUAUAAAUUGUUACAGUUGAAUGUAUUUUUAUAUGUCUUCACUUAUUUACCAUGUAAUGGUGAUGAUUAUUUCUAAUGUUACUUGUAGUUAGAAUAAAAUUAAGUCACAGAUUGGGUUAGAAAACUGACUAAUGCUAUUGGUAUUAGAUUGGACUGUAGUGUGAAAUAGAAUAUCACUUAGUUGACUGGGUCCUUUUUAUGUAAAGUGAAGAGAAUUAUGACUUACCUAGUUUUUAAAUUUGUCAAGAUGAAAAUUACAAAUGGAUUUAAUUUUGAAACUAGUGAGAAAACUAUAAGAAUCACAAAUAUUAAAAUUUUGUUAUACCGUUGACUUUUCCAACAUAUUUAUUCCUGUAAUUUAAUGAAAUUGCAGUAAAGUUUGAAUAGAUGGCAUAAUAUAGACACUCCUCUGUAUGAUUAGAUUCUUCAAACUAGUUCUUAGUUGCCUAAAACAAAACUAAGGAAAUAGUGUAAUAUCACAUUUCUACUAUGAUGAUAAGUAAAUGAAUUUAGUGCGACAGAAUUUGAUAGCUAUACAGAACAGCUAGUUUCUCAAUUUCUUUUCUCCGCUGCGCAGUUUCAUUUUCAUGUCCUCUUGAUAUCUUUACCUAUGAUAACUGUAUCUCUAUGUUCAUUGGGGUAUAUUCUGAAUUAAAGCCAAAACAACAAGAGUAUCUUUGUUGUCAAAACUUGGCCUUUUUUCGUUUUAAAUGGAAGUAUGCAUAGGGGAAAGAUGAACUAAAAAUAAAAUAGUUCAAGAUUUUGCAAACCAACUUUGUAACCAAUUGUUUUCUUGGGCCCUUUAUCCAGUGUAGAUUUUAUUGAGAGCAGUUAGGUAUUGUCACUGAAUAGGAUAAGUGUCUACUAGGUUUCAGUUUUAUUUUGAAUUUUAAAGCAUAGAUAUAUCAUCAAAAGUACUGUUUUUAUGUUAACUUUCUUUUAUGAUGAUAAUUUAUCUUUAUGUAUGGUAAUUGUGGGUUUAUAAUAUUACUCCCAGUGGAAACAAAAUGCAUAUAUAGUGUGUGUGUGUGUGUGUGUGUGUGUGUGUGUGUGUGUGUGUGUGUGUGUGUGUGUGUGUGUGUGUGUGUGUGUGUGUGUGUGUGUGUGUGUGUGUGUGUGUGUGUGUGUGUGUGUGUGUGUGUGUGUGUGUGUGUGUGUGUGUGUGUGUGUGUGUGUGUGUGUGUGAGAGAGAGAGAGUGAGUGUGUACAUUAUAUUGAUAUAACAGCAUGAUUUGAGUACCAUUUAUUUAAGAGUUGGUUAUGUUAUCAGAUAGCUAAAUUAGACUUAAAAAUCACAGGUUUUAAGAUUUAAGAUUUAAAGAAAAAAUUGCAAGUGAAGGUUUUAAGAGAAAAGGUGUUGUCAUAUGCAACCAGGCUGACUGUUAGUUGCUUAACUGUUGAUGAAUUUUUUUAUAGUUAAAUUUUAUUGCACUAUAAAAUAAUGACUAUACUCAGGUCCAGGUUUGAAAACAUGUUCAGCAUUUCUAAUGUAAAUAUAUAUCUUUAUUACUUUACUACUCUCUUUUAUACAGCCAUACAGUAUUAAGAUACUGAAUUGAGUUUUGUAAUAAUGAGUUAAUAAAGGUAUCAAUCCCA